UGGAUCUGUUCGUUUUACUACUACGUGGGGGGAGAGAGAAAGAGAGAGAGAAAAAAAAAAGUAUUUAAAAUACAAUUUUUUUUUUGUAAAUGUAUGUUUUGGAGUGUAUUUACAUCUUGACUUUGUGAAGAAGAUAUUGUUGAUGUGUGAUCACUUCUAUUUAAUGAGGGUUGAUGUUUCACUGUGUGUUGCUUUUCAAAAGUGUCCGGAUGUCGGUCCCUUGUUGCUGUUCGCUUAGAAUGUUUACGGAUCAUGUGGUUUCUCGUAUCUAACCUCUGGAACUGUGGCAUGAAGGCGCGUUGUUUCAUCAUCAGUGGGACCUAUUCUCAAUAGCUUCGUGUGUUUGGUAUCACUGUUGAAAUAGUGUCGACCUCAAAUAUAAAGGAUAACCAUGUUCUUUCAUGCCAGUUUGUAGUACUCAAAGAUCAUCUUGAGAAGACAUCCUCCCCCUCCCCGAGACAGCUCAUCGUUUGUUAUCUGCUGCUGUUUAUUGAAGGCUCAACAUCCAAUCAACAUUGUUAGAAGACGCUCUCAUGACGUUGUGUUGAUGCUGUUUGUUGUUGCGACUAAUGAGUCGUGCACUCUGUCCCAAAACGCUAGCAAGGCUAAGACAACACUGUCUGGAAAAGUCGGAGGGGGCAACAGAAAGUAGAAAGGAAAAAGCAAAAAGGCAGCCGGUGCAUAAAAAAGGGGUCAGAGGUUGACGUCUGCUGCCAGUGUUUUGUACUUGGGAGUUAUCUCGCUUGCCAUACGCAGACUGCUGACUAAUUGUCCUAAGACCCUACAAUGGACAAGUUGCUAUUAAUUUCCUUGGUGGCUUUAGGAUGGACAGAGGCCAGGUGUCCGCACAGCUUGUCCGGGAAGAAAUACCCCCUGACCAUUGGUAUGUUGUCCGCCAGUAACAGAGACCUGGUCACCCAGAAGACCAUACAACAGUACCUGAACUUUACCGACACGGUCAACAACUGCUUUGAGAAACCUCACUACAUCAACCUGCUGAUCAACAGUACGCUAAAGAUACCUGAGCAUGGCUGGACCUACGUCCAGAGAGGAAUUGAGAAAGCACUGAAAGAACAGGGAGCUGACCAAGGCAUACAGCCGAACCUAAUCAUCGGUCCAUUCUACACUAACCUAGCCAUAGUCCUCCAGAAGAUAAAAAUACCAUACAUCAUGACGGCAUAUAAAGGGUUUGACUGGAUAGACAUGAGUCGUGUCCAAGACACCAUCAAAUGGAAGACGUUAAUCGAGAUACGCCCCCCAGCGGCGGAUCUCAAUCGCGCCAUUGUGGACUACUUCAUCGUCAAGCAAUACGAGAGCGCUCUGAUGAUUAUGCCAGAGAGCGCCGCUGAUAACCAAGAGUGCCACAACCUGGCAGCCACGAUGUUGAACAACAGUUUGUCUUUGAUUCCCUUCACGGUGGACCCCAGCUCCAGCGCCAUCAACGAAAGUGUCUCUGAGGUGCUCCGGAACGCCCAGCUGUCCAGCCAACAGCGAAUAAUAGUCUGCAGCCCCCGAGAUACCAGGGACAAUUUGAUUCGUAAAGUCUUAGUGAAGGCCAGAUCUUAUGGAAUGUUGCACCAGCCAGACAUGACUUUUUUCUUCAUGGAUCCGGCUUCUUACUACGAACCUUUCUCUGGGGCCAGCAAGAUGUACGAACUGGGGCUCUUCUCUCGGCGCUGCGAGCUACUGGCGUACCGCUACAUCAGGCCUGAGGGCACUACCAUAGAGGAAAACAACGCGGCGGCCAUCGACACUGCCAAGCUGACGUCUUUGGCCUUGGACAAGUACCUUAGGUUACCCAAGAGUAAUAAGGAUGUCAUAGACAACGAAAAAUUUCUAAGGGUCAUCAAAGAGACCAAUUUUACAGAUGGACGAACUGGGAAGAUUUACUUUGACAAAAAUGGUCAGAGGAAAAAUUUUCACUUGUACCUGUACGACCACGGGGGAGAGGAGAGCAUGUACAAGACGAUUGCAAGGUGGGGUCCGAACGGUGCAAAUUCUGACUUGCGCCUUAAUCUGACCAACUCGACCCAGCACGACAAUGGUGACCGUGAAUAUGGAAUAAUGCCAGACUUAGUUCGGAUAGUUGUAGUCGAGGAAGAUCCAUUUGUCAUAAGGCGGAGUGAGCCUAUCUUGGGGGAUUACUAUGAAGGUUUCUCAAUAGAUCUCAUCAAAAGACUAGCUCAAGAGCUCAAGUUUAAAUAUGAGCUCUAUGUUAGCCCAGGCAACGUCUACGGAGCUAAAAAUCUUCUGACCAACCAAUGGGACGGAAUGGUCAACGAGGUUCUCAGCGGUAACGCUACGCUGGCCUGUGGCGCCAUCUCUAUCACCUCCGCACGUGAAACAGUGAUUGACUUCAGCCUUGGCGUGGUCAGUACUGGGGUCAACAUUCUGGUCAAGCGCCCAGAUGAGGACCUAACUAUCUUUCAGUUCAUGAUGCCUUUCUCCUUGGAGCUCUGGAUGGCCAUUCUGGGAGCCUCCACUCUAGUGACCAUAGUCUUCUUUGCUAUGGACUACUGCAGCGAGGAGGAUAGGAGAUUUACACUGAAGGAAACGAUAUGGUUCACCAUUGGGACCCUCCUGAAACGUGGCACUGACUUCGCCCCUGUACCCAUCUCACAGAGGAUUCUAACUGCCGGGUUUUUAUUCUUCGUCCUCAUCACAGUGUCCACCUACACCGCUAACAUGGCGGCCUUUCUGACCAUUAAGAACUUUGGGGAGACAGUCAACUCCUUCGAGACUCUAGCGGAAUCCAAAAAGAUCGGUGUCAGCACCGUCAUCAACUCCGCCACGAUGGCCUUUUUAAAAAACGACCAGGGACAGAAAAAUGUGUAUAAGAAAAUAUGGAGCAAGGUUCUGGGUUCAAACGGUCAAGUGGUCAACGCUUCUGAGGGCAUGAAAAAGGUCAAGAAAGGGACACACGCCUUUAUCUUUGACUACCUUAUCAACGAGGCUUUCCAGAACCGGCACUGUGAUGUCAUGGCCGUCAGUAACCCAAUACUUCUGCAAGAGCAUGGUAUCGGCAUGAUGGCGGGUGCCCCUUUUAAAUCUCAUAUCAACAUUGCCCUGUUGAAGUUAAAAGAAGAGGGAUUUAUGGCAAGAAUGAAGAAAAAGUGGUGGGAUGACAAACGAGAGUGUGAGGUUGGCAGCGAUAGUCAGCGGACAGGUGAAGUCAAGUUUAGUGUUGAGCACACCGCAGGUGUGUUCAUCGUUGGGUUGUUUGGCGUCUGCGUGGCGGCCAUGUUGUUUAUCAGCAAAAAAGUCUGGCUACUGAUUCUCGGAGCGUUCCGAAAGCAUCAGAAGCGGCGCAACAAACAGACCAGCCCGGACCAAGAUAGCCCGACGACCAACAACGGAAUGGAAGAGUCCAAAAGAGAACGACUUCGGUUAUAUGUCGGAGAUAAAGGGGAGGCAGUUUGAUCCUCCAGCAUUUUUUUUUUUGUGAAGAAUAGGCCGAAAUUAUGUUUCUAUCAUUUUUUUAAUUCAUAAACAACUUUUAUGUUAUUUAAACUGGACAAUAGUAUAAGAAGAAAAAAUAAGGUGUUAAAUCAAGAAAGUUUUCGUUAAUUAUAUUAGUAAUUUGAAAUGCCCAACAGUGUCUAGCAAUUAUAAAUGAAAUAUGAAAAGCUUAAAUAUAAAUGUACAAAGUUAUGCUGUAGAGUUUAUUAGAAAAACAUAGUACAACAUGUUAUGUAAUAGUCAUGGUUGACAUUUUAAAAGAGUGUAACUAUUCAUGAAGGAAAUAUUACAAAAACUUAAAACAAAACUCUAAUUUAAAAAAAAAAAAUGUGCGUUGGAUCUUACACGAGGUCAAGUAUAUAAGGCACUAUAUGAGUACAAUUUCACAGCUGUGAACUGGAUUCAUGUUUGCAAUGUUCCUUUAAGAUUCCAUUGUUUAGCUUGGUAGGACCUUAUCAGUAAUGAAUCAUGUCAUAUCAGGGAGGAACAAGAAGUGUUCUCUCUCAAACUGAAUACCAAGCAAUGUGCUUGUACUCUAUUACUCCUGGCUUUAUUCAUCCCUGGAAACAUAUGUUCUAUUGAACCAAUGAAGAAGGACCAAGGAUAGGUAACCCAUAACUCGUUCAAGACCUGAGAUGUAUUGUAUUUGUAUGUAUUACUUCCCUUUGACUAAUGCAAUGCAUUCGUUUGAAGCGUAUUUGCAAUUUUCUGAUAAUGCUAUACAUUCAUUUUAAUUUAUUUUCCCCUCGGUUUAAAACAGAAAUUUUGGAAACAUUGUUUGUAAGAUAUUGGUGAAUUUUUGUAUUAUGUUUGAUGAUGUAAUGUUGUAUUUUACAAUUUGAAAUAUUUCUGUGAUCUUUUUGAUAUGACUAUGAAUUGAUACAUUCUUGCACAUAUGACAUGUCUGAAAAGGACAGAACCCUGAUUACUUUGUUUCUGUACAUUACAAUACAGCUUCAUCUUUUAGGAUGUUUACAGUAAAAUACAUCAUAUACAUUUCACUGUAGCUAUAACGUCCAUGACUGUCAUAACCAUAAAUUUAACAUCGACAAUAUUACGUAAUGUAUGUUUUGUUUGAAUGUCAUAAUUGCCACCUAGUGAUUCGGUUAUUUCUGAAAGGUAUCCCUAGCGCUUUUUUUUUACGAUUAGUAGAAAAAAAAAGGAUUAGUUGAUUCUCAUGUACAUCUCCAAGACACGGAGAGUCAAGGAGUCAAGAAAAAAAUUCUGGAAAAGCUCCAAACAGUUCCCUACGCUGAAUAUUGGGAAAUAUCCUCAAUAGGUUGCCGGAAAGGAUAUCUUUUUAUCAACUUGUGGGAAAGCACCAAGCGAAAACUCAUAGUUCAAGAUAUUAAAAGGCGAAAGUUUAUCUGGAUAGGACACAUUGUGAGAAAACCAAAUACCAAUGUUGCAAUACAAUACUCGCCAUUUUGAUUAGGGGUUGACUUUAUGUCAGUUUUGCUAAUAGUUCAUUUAUUUCUUUUUCAAUGUAUGUAUUUUAUGGACAGAUAAUUGAUAUAAUUCAGUAUAAUGAGAAUUAAUUGUCAUAUAUACUUUUUUACAUUUAUGGGAUUGAUAUUUUCGUUGGUAGGUCAUACUUUUUUUUAAUUCUUAAACUCUUAUAUUUGUCAAAAUAUUGUUCUGUAGGUCAAUAGGUUUUGUUCUUUAGACUUGUAUAUAAGUUAUAAUUCUGUUUUCUUUUAUACUGUAAUGUAGGUCGUAUUACUCUGUAAGAAUUUUUAUGUUAAAUAUUUUAUUUUAUUAAAUUUCGUUUUAUUUUAGCUUUUUAAAACUCUAUCAAAACUAUAGUAACUAAUUAUUGUAUGCAUCUAUCAGAUAAGGAACAUGAACAUUAUCUCUUGUUUUAAUCAGUUUCUCGUUAACCUGUUGUCAAGCAUUCCCUAUCGUACUAGGCGAUAACCAAGCCCGUCAUUCUUAGGGUUACCUUCUGGUCUCUUGUUGGCAGAAUCGCGAGCGUCUAUGUUCUUUUGUUACAUCAGCCAAUUUGAGACUUGGUUGUUCGUUGGGCUCACUACCCCGCCCCCAUCUCCUUUCCUCGCCCUAAAAACAACACCUGGUCCUUGUGUAUUCUGAUUAGAAUAAAAUAUAUGUCAAAGUAGAAACAGAGAAACUGAAAUUAUUUCCAAUAAAAUAGUAUUUCAUGAAUAAAUAAAUAUAUAUAUAUAUAUAUGACUACCUUUAAUUUGACAGAAUAUAACAUGCAAUGAAGAUCUAUCUCAAUAGCUUGAUAAACAGUUCAGGCCUCAUAAAAUAUUUUUUUGGAAUCAUUUGUCUAUGGAAGGGGGGGGGGGGGGUUUAGAGGGCUAGCACCUAGAAGUUCUUGGUUCAUUUUUAGUCAAUUUCGGCCUCUCACCUGAGACUACCACUUUCGUGACAAUCACUAGCUGUUACAUGCGGAAACUGCACGGACAGGUCAAAGGUUAUCUGAGGUGUGCAUAAUACUAAGACUACUUCUGAUUGAGUGAUUGACACCCUCGUUGCUAUAGGAAGCAGAGGAAGGUUGACCUUUUUUUUUUUUGCUUUAAUACUAAAAUCAAAAUAAAAGAUGAACACUUCGAAAUAUUUCUCCA
This is a messenger RNA of Biomphalaria glabrata, 6047 nucleotides long. RefSeq names its product glutamate receptor 2-like. The coding region runs from base 787 to 3420 and encodes 877 amino acids. NCBI's taxonomy places the organism in Eukaryota, Metazoa, Mollusca, Gastropoda, Planorbidae. Gene Ontology annotation, cellular component: plasma membrane. The record is from RefSeq and is a predicted model, not a curated record. The transcript has 19 exons. Gene Ontology annotation, molecular function: glutamate-gated receptor activity.